AUGACCCCGCUUGCACUAAACAACCUACCAGUUGAGAUCUUGACUCAAAUACUGGCGUUAGUCGAUCCAUUGACGCUCCAGUCUUUUCCACUUGUCUGUAAAACCUGGUAUAGGAUUCUUCAAGAUGAUCAAGUUUGGCGUGAGAUAUUCAAACUUCAAUAUCCUUAUUCACUAUUUUCUAGUGUCUCCAAGGGUUCAACUUACAGAAGUGAGUUAGCGCAUCGUUCCCAGCUAAGACACAAUUUUAGACGUGGAAAACUGCUGACUCAACAGUACACUAUCAAUCACAUCAUCACAGGUCAUGUUGAUAUUGCAUGGUCUUCCAAUAUUUUGACAGUGAUUGAUGUACCACGUGAUAUGGCGUAUACUUGCGAUAUUCGUACAGGUAAGUCAAGCAAAUUUGAAGUUGGGUUUGUUCCUGAAGGUGCCACAUGUUUUGAUAUUGGAAGAAAAAUGGUAGUUUUUGGGAAAUGGAACGGUUCAUUAUCGUGUAUGAUGAUUAAUCAUAAAGGGUUACUUGUAGCAUCCCCCAAAAUAUGUACAGGAGAAGGAAAUGAAAGAGUUGGCAGAAUAUCAUGUGUUUGCGUGGUGGAAACAGCAGCCAUAGGUCAAAAUUCUAAAUUAAAUCUAAAAAAUGUUUGGAGUAAUUCUCAGAUCGAUUUGAAAAGGUCCACCGUGAUUUUUGCCAAAGGAGGAAUAACGGCCUUUUCUGGUGAUGAGAAUGGGAAAGUUUAUGGUUGGGAUACUAAGAAUGGAAAGUUGGUUGGUUCAUAUACUAUCAGAGAUGGAGUUAAGGUCUCAAAAAUAAAAAGUGAUGGGAAGUCCGUAGUUAUUUGUGUUUUAGAAAACUUUGAAAUUUAUUCUUUAAGCAAUGCAUUUGAUAAAUUGAAUAAUCCAGUUGAAGUAGAGAAGGUGGGGACUAUAUUAGGUGAUACUGAUGUAAAUAUAAAUAACAUAUUUGUUGACUAUGGCACUGAAACGGUCACAGUUUGGGAUGAUUUGCAUUUAGUGAUUUAUUCGUAUGGUAGUAAGAGGAUUGUUCACUCGUUAACAUAUGAUGCGCCACUUGGUUCAACAAUUACACAUGUGGCAUUUGAGUCAGGAGAUAAACAGUACAUAAAGCAAGAUCAUGAUAUUAUCGGGGGUGAUCCAUUACUUGCCGCAAUUGCCUUAUCUACUGGUUAUUUAGAAAUUAUAAACAUUCGAGAACCUCACUCAAACACUAUCUUAAGACCAAUUCACAACCAUAGAAUUAUACCGACCUUUAUUGAGGAGCAUGAUUCGGUUUUAGAUAUUUUAAAUUCGAGAAGAUCCCCAAUUUCGUCGAUUGCUUUGAAUUCAGUAGUUGUUGGUAUUGCGAGUCAUUUGGGAACAGUUGAAAUUUUUGACAUAAUGACAGGUGAAUAUUUAAGGACAGUUAUAGAUAGAAUAGGCAAAAAGAAAGUCCAAGAAUUACAACAAAUCUUAUCCACUGAGGAAAUCAACAAUUUAAUCAAAAUAUCACUUGAUGACACGUUGACCCGAGGGGCUCUCAUAAUUGGUCCGCAUAUCCAAUAUUUUUUAUGUGGUCAAGAUAAGCAUGAAAAUGAUACCCGGAAAUUCAAAGCAUCGAAAAGAUUGAAUGAUCGAAAGGGGGAUACUUUAAAAGAUAUAGAAUUCUCGUUGGAUAAUUACCGAGCAGAUGUGUUGCAAAAUGCGAGAGAGAAGAAAUUGAGAGCAAAGUAUAAUGGGGAGGUUGACAGUGAGGAAGAGGUUGAUAUUGCAUUAGGCUUAAGCCUGUCUCUGAAUUAUGAUGAAGACGAAGAGCUGCGGAAAGCUUUAGAACUCUCUCAACUGGCGGAACCUCUCUUGGUUACAGACGAUGAACAGUUAAUGAAUAAUGCGGGAAGAUUAUCCCAAAAUACCUAUUCGACUGACCCGACAGAGCUGGCUCUGGACUCUGAUGAAGAAUUAAGGCUUGCUAUUGAAUUAUCAAUGAGGGAAAGUUAUAAAAACUAUGCAAAUGCUGACGAGGAACAAUGGCAGCCAUUAUAG
Molecule: messenger RNA, 2034 nt
Organism: Pichia kudriavzevii
Lineage: Eukaryota; Fungi; Ascomycota; Pichiomycetes; Pichiales; Pichiaceae
Exons: 1
Coding region: 1-2034 (677 amino acids)
Molecular function (GO): protein binding
Source: RefSeq, a predicted model, not a curated record